Molecule: messenger RNA, 7356 nt
Organism: Prorocentrum cordatum
Lineage: Eukaryota; Dinophyceae; Prorocentrales; Prorocentraceae
Source: the annotation of a GenBank genome assembly
GGCGACGCGUGGGACGCCUGCGACGAGAUAAGUUUCGAGAGGAUGGACACCGCCGAGGCAUUCGAGGAGAUAUUUGAGAAGUUGGACGUGCUGUACAGGUACACUCAGGAGGUCGAGUUGCCAGGAAGGUGCGACGGAUUCUUCGGGGAGUUCGCGCGGCAGCCGAAGGAGACGCUCAACGCGUACGUACCUAGGCACGGCAAGGAGCUGACGAAGCUGCGCGAAGCUGGACUCGAGCUACCAGACCUACUGGCAGGAUGGCAUAUGAUGACGCGGGCGGCGAUUCCCCAGUGGCAAGUACCCAACCUCAAGGCGCUGUGCAACAACAGGUUGACGGUGCAGGUGGUCACGGAGAGUCUGAAAACGAUGUUCGGAGGCGAUAGCGUGGCGCACCAGAAGGACAUCGAUCGCGUGAGGAGUACUUAUCACGGACGAGGCAGUCGAGAGGAAGGCUACUGGAUGGAAGACUACUAUGAAGAAGAUGAUGAUGCUUACUAUGAGGACGAGUACGAUCCGCAUGAGGAAUACCAAGAAGAUGACGAAUGGUACGAGGAAGACGAGGAAGUGCCGGAGGAUCUCGAGAACGCCUACGAGGCUACCGAGGAGGCCUACGCAGCGUAUGCGGAGGCGCGAGCUAAGAUGAACGAGUUGGCGAAGUCCCGAGGGUUCUACCCCGUGGUGGCGCUGAUCGACGAGAAGCGUGGACUACCCCCUCCAAGAGUUGGAUAUGCCAGGCCGCCAAAAGGAAGAGGACGCAGCAGCAGUGGCAAAGCGAGAGGCGCGCAGAAGGGCAAGCAGAAAGGACGAUACGGUGGACGAGUACCCUUCGGCGGUGGCAAGGGCGGCAAGCAUUUCGACGGCAGCCCGAAGACGACGCAUACGGGAUCUACGCAGCAACACGGACCAAGGUUCAAGCGGCGACGAGAUGGAGCACCCACCAAAGGCGGCGAGGACGCGAAGAUGCUGUACGAGAUCGGCACGGACAAUAAGUUCACGGAGAUCGCUCCAAGCAUGGAGACGGCGCACGGAUUACCACUCGAAGAAGGGAAUUUGGCUACGGGCAAAGGAGUUGGCGACAGUGGAGCUACGAAGCCAGUCAUGGGACUCGACGAAUGGCCGAAGUGGCGUAAGAAGCUGACGGACAUGGGCAUGGCCGACCAGAUCACGACGGAGCGGUGCCAGAAGACAUUCCGGUUCGGCAACGACGCUACGGCGACGGCAAAGCAGAUGGUUACGUUCCCAGUCUGGGUUCGCAAGACGAAGCGCGAGAUCACGGUUGACCUGGUGCCGGGAAAAGUUUUUCUUUUGGUGGCUCGGCCGUGUCUCGAAGAAUGGGGCAUCGUGGUGGACUACCGCAACAAGAAGGCGAUGUACCUGGACGAAGUACCUCAGACGUGGAGCGACAUCGAGACAAACGAGAAAGGCCACAUGAUCCUGGACCUUUUGAGUUUUCCGGAGGACGCGCUGGAGAUCAAAGAGGAGUCUAGCUCGACGGACGCCGACACGGACGGAGAUCACGAGGUCAAGAGCGAAGAGGAGAUAGACUUCUACGUGACCAGCACUCAUGGCGAGGAGAAGGAGGACGCGGAGACGACGAACUUCGACGCCGAGCAGCUGAAGGACUGGUUUACGAAGGUUAACAGGACGCUCGACGAGAAACCUAAAGUUAAACGCAAGUAUUGGGAGAUUUUCGUCAAUGAGGGACGCAUUUCACAGUAUGUCGAGCAGCAUGGCGACUUCAAAACGGACAAGUAUACGUUGGACACUGGCUGGGAUUAUACGAGGAAGUCACAUCGCGAAGCGUUCUUUGAAGAACUACGACGUGAGAGGCCAGAGGAAGUUUGGAUUUCACCGCCAUGUACGCUGUGGUCUUCGAUCAACACGCUGAACGACGCGAGUAAGGACAACAGAUAUCGGCAGCAGCGCAGACGAGAGCGAGAGAAGCAGAAGAAAGAGCUUCUGAAGUUCAGCCGGGACAUCUACGACGAGCAGCAGAAGAACGAGAGGAACGCGCAUUUGGAGCAUCCCAGGUACGCGACGUCGUGGAGCGAGGACGUCUGGCAGGACAUGGAAGGAUACGACACGUUCGUGGACCAGUGCGCGCACGGGCUGAAGGCGCUGGACCGCGACGGGCGCAGGAUCGGUCCGAUCAAGAAGCCCACGAACGCGCGGACGACCAAGUACAAGAUGCACGAGGGACUCUGGAGGCGUUGCAGCUGUAAGGAGAAACACGUUAUGCUGGAAGGAGCUCACAACAUGCGCGGAGUGGAGAACUACCCGAGGAGUAUGGCGUUUCAGGCGGCAAUCUGCAUCGUGGACGACCCGCAGAACGAGUCAAGCUACGCCGUCAAGUGGGUUGAGAAGGUGCAUGUGCAGAUGGGUCACCUAUCGAGCGAAGCGUUGGCAGCAGCACUCAAGGAGAUGAACGCGGAUGAUCGUUUGGCAAGCUGCGCGCGGAAUUAUAGUUGUGAGAUAUGCUUGAAACGGCAGAGGCCUAAACCAGUUCGGAUCGCUAGGAUUCCAAAAGAUAGAGGUUUCAACGACACGAUCGACAUAGGCACUUUUCACGUUAAGUGGAACGAGAAGCACAAGCUGAUUAUUACGAUUAUGGACGAGAGCUCGCGAUACGAGGUCGACACGGUAGUGCCAGACGAAAAAGCGAAGACCGAGAUAAAGGCGAUCGAGAAAAAUUGGAUCAAUUGGGCUGGUGUGCCAGUGCGCAUUCGUGCUGAUCCAAGUGGUGCGCAUGUGAGUGAGGAGUUUUCGGAGUGGUGCGACACGCGGCAGAUAAAAUUGCAGCUCAUACCGAGAGACGCCCAUCAUCGACUCGGGAUCCUUGAAAGGAAUCACCAAGUACGACGAGAGCAGAUCGCGAAGUAUCACGAGGACCGACCAGACGACAGCCUGAAGGUUACGGUGCGAGUGACGUGCGACAUGAGGAAUCGGCUACGCAACGUUCGAGGGUUUACUCCAGCGCAGCGUGCGCUCGGACGGCAGCCCAGAGAUCUGGGCAACAUGGCGGACGAGCCGACGACGAUGGGCGAUCUUGGAGAGCACGACGAGGGAUUCUACCAGAAUCUGGGUCGCAGGCGAGACGCGGCCAAGGCGUACUUCGCGGCGAAUAUGUCGAGGGCAGUGCGAGAGGCUUUAGCGGCUCGCAACAGACCCUCAGCGAAGGAGUUCCAGAUCGGCGAGUACGUCUACUUCUGGAGGCGCGAUAAGGGCGAGAGCGACUUGAUCAAGAGCUAUUGGAAGGGACCGGCGAUGGCGACGCAGGUCGAGUACACGGACGACCCCGAUAAGCUGAGGCAGUCAGUCAUUUGGUGCGUGCAUAACAACACGCUGCUCAGGACGACGCACGAGUUGCUGAGGCCAGAGCUACCAGAGGAGCGACGACAACGCGAGGAGGCAGAUGAUGACUCCGGUCUACCCUUGUCAACGGCGGAGAGGUUGCUCAGGAGGCUGAAGAACGCGACCGGCUCCAUCAAGUACAAGGAUUGCGUCGGCGACGCGCUCGGGGACCCAGAGGACCGCGUAGACGACGGACGGCCCGAGGGCAUGGACGUGGACGCUACAGGCGUGGACACUGACGGUAAGGUGGAGGAGCCAGUCGAGGAGUGGGCUCAUCGCGACGAAAGGACGAGGAGCAGCGAAGAAGCCGAGCCAGCCGAGCGCGAGGUGAAGGAGGAGCAGCCGCAGUCAGCGGCGGCCGAGUCUCGACCCGAAGCCGAUCUACCGGAAGCCGAUGGCGGGCGAGAACCUCAUCUCGAAGCUCCAAGCCAAGAGAAGGAAGAGGACGCUAAACCGGAGGCCAUAGUGGAGAAGCGGAAGGUGGACGACAGGGACGAGUUACUGGAGAGCAUUAACGCGGCGAGACGGCUCGACGGGCUCAAACCGUUGGCUAAGACAAGGAUAACACCGAUGGAGACGGAGACCAUCAAGUCGGACACAGGCGACGACGAGCUGCUACUGCUGUACGAGGACGAGGAGAUGAUCUACCUCACGAACGCGGCGAAGCGCGACGCGGUGCAGUUCGACGAGGCCAAGACCAAGGCACUGCUACCCUGGAUCGAGAACCAGGCGUGGCAGGCGGUGAACGAGGCGACGGCGGGAGCUGGCGAAGUGUGUCCGAUGAGGUUUCUGCUGAAGUGGAAGAUGAAGGACGGAGCUCGAGAGGCAAAUGCGCGAGUGAUUCUUCAAGGAUUUCACUUGGAGGAGGUGACGAGCACCAACGUGGAGAAGGCAAGCCCUACUCUGACGAGGCUCGCGAGGUACCUCAUCCUGCUCAUCUUGUGCCAGCAGUCGUGGAAGAUGGUGGCAGCUGACGUGAAGAGCGCAUUCCUGCAGGCCAAAGACAUUCGUGAGCAGGAAGUGCGCAUUUUCAGCAGACCGACGAAGGACAUCCGAAGGAGGUUGGCGAAGAUGAUGGGCCUAAAGGAUGACGAGAUAUUGCAGAUGCUUAAGCCAGCUUUCGGAGAUGUUCGCGCUCCCAGGCAGUGGAAUCAGACGAUCACGGAGGCCAUGAUCGACAUCGGAUUUCUUCAACACCAGCUGGAUCGGUGCUGUUUUCUGUCGUACCGCAUCGCGGCCGACGGCGACGACCCCUUUCUGGUGUGGAGCGCAGACGACGGCCAGAACUACGUACUGGACGGCAUUCUGGGUUUACACGUGGACGACUUCAUCGGUGGCGGCGAGAACUUGGAGUGCGAGGCCGACCUGACCGACAAGCAGGCCUACGAGGGCACGUUCCUGGACAGGGUGCAGACUCUCAGCAGGCGCUUUAAGUUCGGCAAGUGGGAGUUUCAGAACGGUAUCGUUUUCUGUGGUAUGGAGACCACGCAGUCGCAGUCAAGGAACGAGAUCGAGGUCAAGGCCGAGCAGUACAUCCACAAGGUGAAGCCGAUUAGCAUCGAGAAGGUACGCCGCCUGCACCCGGACGAUUUGUGCACGCCGAAGGAGAUCAGCCAGCUACGAGGACUUAAUGGAGCUAUGCAGUGGCCGGCAUCCCAGUGUAUGGUGCAGGCGGCGGCGACAGUUUCUUUUGCCCAAGGUGACGUGAGCAAAGCCACGGUUGGAAGUUUGCUGGAGGCCAACAAGUCAUUGCGGUUCCUGAAGGCGAGUGGCGACGUGGGCAUCCGUAUUCGUUACGUGUCCAAGUGGGAGCAGCUACGACUUGGAGUGUACUGGGACGCUUCAUGGGCAACAAGACUUAACGGCGAGUCGCAAGGAGGCUACAUGAUCUUCGCGAUCGAGGACGACAGGAUCGACGACGGCCAGGCCACGUUUUUGGUUAUCAUCGAUUGGACGAGCAAGAAGUUGGUUCGCAUUUGCAGGAGUUCUCUGGCCGGGGAGGCUCAGGCGGCGGCCAACGCGGUGGACGCUCUGGAGUUCGCGAAGACGAUGCUGACCACGGUGCUCUACCCCAACAUGCAGCUGACGGGACCGGACACGUUGCAGGUGCUAGGGCGAAGCCCGUGUAUCACAGACUGCAAGGCGCUCUACGACGCAGCCAAUUCUCAGGCGCCAGCCGGUGGCCUGACGGAGCGCAGGACGGGCAUCGAGAUCAUGCAAGUGAACGAGAAGAUGAAGGAGUUCGGCGGAGUGUGGAGAUGGACGAAUACACAUCAGCAGAUGGCGGACGGGCUGACUAAGUUGCAGGUGCGGCAGCAGUUCGUGGAGAAGCUGAGGAGGAUGACACACGCGCUGAAGUACGACGCGACGUUCACGGCAGGCAAGAAGGUCAGCCAGCAAGAGCGUAACAAUAACGAGCAGGAGCUAAACGACGCGGCGGCCGACUUCGACGAGGCGAAUGCGGUGGACCAGACACCAGAUGAAGUGCCAGCGCGAGAGAUGGUCAGAGCGACGAGGGCAGGGACCAGGACAGCACAGAGACUCGCGGCGCUGGUGGCGACAACGGCGGCUACGACGACAAAAGCGGAGGAGACCUGCCCAAGCCUGGACAUCAACGAGACGCAGUGGAUCUACGUGACCGUGCUCACGAUGUCGCUGGUUGUGAUGAUGCUGGUUUGCGGCAGUUGUUUGUGUGUAACGUGCUACAUCAAACGGGCGAAUGAGCGAUUCUGGAAAACAAAGAACGAGGAGGCGAAACGCUGUUUGAGAGACACGCCAGCCUCACGCGGAGACGACAACGCCGAGUACAUGCGGAUGAAGACGAAGAUGAGUGAGCAAGCCGAUGAGAUCGAGCGCUUGAAAGAGAAGAACGAAGGGCAACGGAGUAAGAUCGAAGAAAGAGCCAAGCAGAUAGUCGACAUGCAGCCAGACAUGGAGAAGCUGAUGGCGGAUUUCGAGCAGCGCGGCAAGAGCUUAGCGGCAUACGAGGAGAAGCUGACCAAGACCGAGAAGCUACUGCAGGACGCCAACGAGGAGCUUGGACUGUGCUACAAGAGGCUGUCGGCGCUGAACGGUUCGAACGACAAGUUGGAGCGGCAGCUGAAUAACACGAAGAACGAGUUACGGCAGAUGACGCUGAGAGCUCGAGACGUGCCGGAGCCCAAACGAAUGAGGUUCCCGACCGGCGAGCUCAAGCGGUUCAUGAACGGCGUGGUGAUGGUCAUCGUAUGCGGGACCUACGAUAUUCAGGCGUUUGCCGCAAGCUUGGUUCCAGCACAGCUGCACAUCCUGUCCCGCGCAGUGAAGGACAGCGCCGCUGGUAAGGACGAGAUGCCUGGAUGGCUUGGGAUUGGCUCCAGCACGGCAUACGUGGACAGGCAAUUGCAGGAAGCCUUCGCCGAGGGCGUCCGGCAGGUGGUGAUCUUAGGAAGCGGCCUGGACUGCAGGCCCCUGCGCCUGGAGUGCCCCGAGGGCACCCGCUUCGUGGAGGUGGACGAGGCGGGGGUGCUCGAUUUCAAGGUGCAGAGGCUGGCCGCCGCAGGCAUCGCGCCGUACCCGGCGCACCUGAUCCGCGGUAGUUAUCUCGAAAUGGAUAUACACGCAGAGCUGGGCCUGGCCGGAGUUGAUUCCCAAGAGUCCGUGCUCUUCCUUUGGGAGGCGAAUACGAUGUACUUGCCGACUCCAGAGGCCGAGGCGUUCCUGGCUGGCCUGCUGGGACGCUACCCGCGGAGCGCCGUGCUCUUCGACUACUUCGCGGCGCCGGCGGCCAGCGCCGCCGACCCUGCCGACGGCGGCCUCCUGAGCGGCGACAGGGACCUGGAGACCAUGGUGCGCGCAGUGGGCGACAGCAAGUGGCUCCUCAUCGGCCCGUGGGAUCACGAGGGGGCUCGUGCCAAGCUGGGCUACGAGGUGGUGGAGCACAGGUCACUUGCGGAGGUCGUGUUGCUCACUCGUGGCGAGGAGCUGGGCAGAGAGAUGCUGGAGCGGCACAAGAGGGACUUCGAG